This is a messenger RNA of Lingula anatina, 2136 nucleotides long. RefSeq names its product bile acid-sensitive ion channel. Lineage: Eukaryota; Metazoa; Brachiopoda; Lingulata; Lingulida; Lingulidae. Gene Ontology annotation, cellular component: plasma membrane. Gene Ontology annotation, biological process: sodium ion transmembrane transport. Gene Ontology annotation, molecular function: ligand-gated sodium channel activity. The record is from RefSeq and is a predicted model, not a curated record.
UUCUCAAUUUAACAUCAGAAUUAAGUGCGGGAUUUAAUACACAAACAAGUACGCACGUGGUUGCAUAGGAAGCUGGGCAACAUAAUAUACCAUCAACACGAGCGUGUGCAUAUACGUAGUUAACUCUGAUUAAUAAGGACUGUGUUCUGAUCUCUUGGUGUAAACGACACUCAAAAUGGGAAAAGGAGAAGGCGAGUCUCUUGAGACAGAAUUUGCAUCCGGUACCACCUGCCAUGGCUUUAACCGCCUGGCCGUUGCUAAGAAAUGGCCUCAUCGGGCGUUCUGGACAGUGGCCAUUCUCUGGGGAUUUGGGAUGACCACCUGGAUGAUUUCCAGUCGGAUUGAAGCUUAUUUUAAGUACGAGACAAGCACAGAAAUCAGAGUGGAAGAGAAAUAUGCGCUCGAGUUUCCCGCGGUGACGUUUUGCAAUUUUAACAAAUACAGAAGAUCCGCCAUGACGGCGUUAGACUGGUAUAUUUAUGCUAACUCUAAACUGGCGGAGAAAUAUGCUUUUGAGGCAGAUUAUGAUCCGGAAGCCACAGCCGCAUUAAGGGCAGCGUUUGAAGGGUUUGAGGCCAAUCUAACGGCAACAUACCCAGGAGGUUUUGACUUCGGGAAUUUCACUAGGAGGAUUGGUUGGGAACUCAACAAUGAAACGAUGCCAUUAUGUCUCUUUCGAAUGAAACAGUGUUUUCCAGAGAAUUUUACCCACGCAUUUCAAUCGGAGUAUGGCAACUGUUACACGUUCAACUCUCAUCAUGAUGAAGACAGUCUGUCGCUACAACAAACCAGACCAGGGGCACAGCAAGGAUUGUAUAUACUGUUUGAUAUUCAGCAGGCCGAAUACACCGAGCUUUUAAGUUUGAAUGGCGCACUGGGCGUGGGUAUUGAUUUUCAAAUACAUAGCUGGUACGAAAGACCUAAUGUGGCACAACACGGUCUUGGUGCAGGUGUCGGUACAGCAGCCUUAGUGAGCAUGCAUCAAAAUGAGCUUCAGAAUUUGGCUCAUCCGUGGGGGAAUUGCAGUAACGACCGAACCCUUAAACACUUUCCCAGAUAUAGUAGAAGUGGGUGUGAGGUCGAAUGCUACCUAGAAAAAGUUUUAGAAUUAUGUGGAUGUAAGCCAUUUUCCUAUCCUGGCAAUGCAGUUAAUUGCAAUCCCGUUGACCAAGUGCUUUGUGCAGACCCUACCAUUUUUAAAGUUGCCUCCAAUUUUCAAAAAGAGUGUGGUGCUCGGUGCCCAGAAGCCUGUCAAAUUAUUGAAUACCCCCCAACAGUGAGUUAUGCACCGUUUCCAAAUUAUUACAUGGCGCAAGAACUGGCCUCGAUGUAUGGAACCAAUGCAAAUUAUGCAAGUGAAAAUUUAGUCGGCUUGAGUAUAUAUUACAAAGAUCUGAACAACCGUCUGACCAAGAAAAACCCAGCCAUGACGCCAUCUGGUUUGCUCAGUGACAUAGGAGGACAGUUGGGAUUGUUUAUUGGCAUGAGUACACUGACCCUAAUGGAAUUCGGUGAAUACAUUAUUUUCAAGAUAAUCCAGUGCUGCAGAAAAAGAAAGCCAAAGACUUCCCAAAGUAAAGGUGUGGCGAAUAAUGUUAAAGUUGACGAAUCCGGCAUGUGAAAUGGACUCUUCGUACCUGUAGAGGAAUGACUACCCUCAUCAUCAACGUUGAGACGGUUGGUUUCUAAUCACAGUUCAAUCACACGAAGGGCGGCUUUAGUACAGUUUACCACUUGCCGUUGAGAAAACGUCCAUCCCGAUUGGAAUUGAUCAUCACACAACGUGAUGUUUUGAGGAUUGCAAUACCAAUACAAGUUGCGACUCGAUUUUUAUAUUCCAUUUCCUUGUACAUUUGUCCUGCUACAAUUCGUCAUAAUGUGGAUAUUGAUGGUGUGGUGCUGUUCAUUUUAACCAUGAUGGAAUGGUAUUGAGUGAUUACUGUUUUGGAGAAUAGUCAUUCGGUUCUUACUAACAGCCAUUUUGUUAAAUUUGAAUGCUUUUGACAGGUAAGGUUCUGCACAUUCUGAACAUUUUGUGCAUUUAACUAUCGGCAUGUUAAUGGCACGAAUAAAACUUUAUCGAACAGGUUUCUAUAGUUAAGUGGAAAUCACAUACGCACGAAUAAACCGUGACAA